CUGGAAAUUUAAAUGGACAAUCCAAAGAAGGAACAUUCUUAUACAUAUUGGGUUAAACAUGAUCCUAAUCAUCCUAAAAUUGAUUGUUAACCUAAAAAGGUAGAGGAUCCAUCCUAAGUUUAAUAACCUUAAACAAUAGGAUCACAAUGGAAUGUUUCAGGAACAUGGGAAGAGAAGAAAGUACCCAUGAGUGAUAUUAAAAAAUCAUUAGAGAAUAUUAUUGGAGUAUAUAGGCUAUUUAAUAAUAUUUUAGAUGAAAAUUGGAUAAACUAAGAUUUCAGCCGUAGAAUCAGUUGAAGGAGAAGCUCAUUUAUAUUUAAGUAGAGGAAAAAAGAGAAUGGGUUAUCAUUUAAAAAUAACAUAUGCUCUUGAAGAUGAUGGAUAAAUCAAAUAUACAGACUUUACAGAUGAUGGAGAUAGAGAUGUAAUAAAAUAAUAUAAUAAUCAAGUAUAUAUUAGAAGAUGUAACUGAUGAAACAGUCAAACAUUAAAUAGAAGAAUUACAUGAUCAAACAAAGCAAUUUGUAGAAGUGUUUAAAAAUUGAUAUUGAUAUAUUUAUUUUUAAAGUAAUUUUAACUGUUUAAUAGUAAAC
Molecule: messenger RNA, 593 nt
Organism: Paramecium primaurelia
Lineage: Eukaryota; Ciliophora; Oligohymenophorea; Peniculida; Parameciidae
Source: the annotation of a GenBank genome assembly